Messenger RNA from Zeugodacus cucurbitae (melon fly), 4302 nucleotides. RefSeq names its product protein rigor mortis. The record is from RefSeq and is a predicted model, not a curated record. NCBI's taxonomy places the organism in Eukaryota, Metazoa, Arthropoda, Insecta, Diptera, Tephritidae. The transcript has 10 exons. Gene Ontology annotation, molecular function: protein binding. The coding region runs from base 119 to 4057 and encodes 1312 amino acids.
UAAUAAAAAGGUAAAUUUGAACUCACAAACUAAAGACGCCGGUCAAGGAGUGUUUACAAAAAAGCGAACGAAGGAGUUGUGCAAAAGUAUUUGUAUAAAACACGUGCAUAUCAAAAAUAUGGUUUUGGCAAAAGUGCCACUUACUCCACAAUGGAAUUUAACAAACGGAUGUGUUUGCACACCGGAUGGUGGUUUCCUAUAUGUAGGAUCACGCAGCAUUAACUACGUUGGUCCAAUUCAACAAGUUGAUGGUGCAGACGGUAUAAAAGAACCGCCAGAAAUUAAAGUUUUCCAUACACGUCAAAGUAUACUGAGUAUAGAUAUAGAUCCGGGUUGGCCAGGAUCAGUAAUAAAAGCAGCCGACAAUGCGACUGAAGUGGCGAACACACACAACAAUGCCAAGUAUUUCGCAGCCUUAGCACAGGAUAAUUCAGUGCAAAUUUGGAAUUUCGAUUUGGGUUGUGCGAUGAGCGGCCAUAAGGCACACUUCAGCACAGCGUUGUAUAUGGAGGGUAAUGGACCAUCGCCGCAGGGAGAUCAUGUGCUUCUAAGUUAUAUGCGCAAUCGCAAUGUGCUUUCGAUUAAUGCACAAGAUAUUGUAGUGUAUUGUGUGGCUUCAAAUACUUAUUGUCGCCGACCGAUGUUUAUUUCAAGCAGAAAUCAAACGCUAACGGUGUUGCGCUGCUCGCCAUACAAUGAACAUAUCUUUGCUGUAGGCACAAAUCGUGGUUUGGUUGUAAUUGGUGACUUACAAAGCAUGAGCACGUUGUAUAUGUUGCGUGGCCAUGAGACUGCGAUAACUUCACUGUCUUGGCGUCCACUAGAUAUUGAACCGUUUAAACAACAAAACACUGCACAAAUUGACGAAGCGCAUACAGAAGUAAAAAAUGAUGUGCAAAAAGUUUCCACUGAAGAACCACAACAGCUAACUGAGGAUGCAAAGCAAACAAAGACUGCGCCAAAGCAAAAUGCUAAAACACAAAAGAAUUCGAAAAAAUCGAUAAUGCCAGUUGGUAAUGAUGACAUCUUUGACAUCUACGAUUACGACUAUUUGGAUAACGAGUUUGGCGCACCCACAGAAACGGAGAAGAAAUUUAAGGAAACAGCGGAAGAAUUUGUUGUUGAUAAGUCCAUGGAAUGUGGUCCAACAACAGAAUUCGAUUUUGUCGAAGCAUGUAAUAGUCUCAAAGGCGAAAUUGACGCUUUGAAGCAGGAGCAAGAUUAUGGUGAUGGUGAUGCCAAACAAUUGCCCGAUGUCACACUGGCCGAUUGCCAAAAGGUGGCUUGUGCAGACGAUUUAUCUUCAAGCUGUGGUGAUGACAACAGUGGUGAGUCAACUGAAGGUAGUUUGGAUUUGGCUGAGCGUUGUUCGUCGGACGAUGAGGUUUGUGUCGAUGGGGGAGACUUAAAUAAAAAACAACAAAUACUGCAUCAGGCCGAGGUGCAUGCAGAGCAAUCCAAUGAUUUAGAAAAGAAAGAAAUUAAAGAAAAGUCGGAAGUUUUAACAACUAAGCCUGUGGCAGACGAUAACAUUGAUAAAAACAGCACUAAGACAUCAGUUGAAGUGAAGGUUGAAGAUAAACGCACGGUUUCUGAAAGCAAUUCCGAACAACCAUCCAUUGACGGCGUCGCAUCUCAAGCCAACUCGUACACUGCCGAAAAGAAAGCAGCACAACAGCCCACACUCUUGGCGUCCGCUAGCAUUGAUGGCAACUUUUGGAUUUGGAACACCAACACCGGCGCAAGUUGUGAUCGUAUGCGCGCCAUAAGUACCGGAAAACAUGGCAAAAAUACCAGCAUACACAUUGAUUGGCUGAGCUCAACCGAAUUCCUUACCACAAAUAAAACUGGCGAGCUAACACUUUGGUACAUGGUGCAAACAAAUCCAACUGAAACCAUAAAUACGCAUCAACGUCAACGCUACAAGUUCAAAGCAGACACUAAAAAGUCUUUCCAACAGCGCAGCGUCAUGUCCUUCAGCAUUUCGCAUGCCAACAACUUGUUGUGGUGUUUGUCGUCAUAUCGUGAAAUCAGCUGCGAGCAUUUGCAGUCGGAAAAGCUAUUGCUCAAAUAUUGUUGUUCUUCCACUAAUGUUUCGGCGAUGCGUGAGUGCCCGGAUGAUAUGAAUAAAAUUGCUUUGGCUUUCUCCGAUCGUCGUGUUGGUAUCAUUGACAUAUCAAAGAUGUCUGCCACUAAUGUGUUCAUCGAAAAUUUCGUAUCACGCGUUGAUGCUUCCGUGUUGGCGCUUGUUUGGAGUCCGGAUAGUAAGCGUUUGGCAUUUGGCACGUUGGAGGGCAGAGUUGGCGUCAUUAAUGUGGAGUCGGGUAAGCCCACCACCACAUUCCACCCCUUCUGUGGCAAGCCCAUUUAUUCCAUUGACUGGCAAGGCGACCAUAUAUUCGUGGUUUGCAAUGACAUUUUGGCCGUUUACGAAACAAAUUCAGAGCAAAAAGAUGCACACAUCAUUCGUGAGGUUAAAAGCAUCUCAACCGUAUCGAUACAUGAUGGCAUACUUUAUGUAGGCACUCAACGUGGCCAUGUACAAGUCUACAAACGUAAUCCGAAUGUCGCAUACUGCUACUCGCUAGUACAGGACGUACCGUUAGCGCCACGUUACAUCACCGAAAUCUCAUGGAGCCCAAUCGCCAACGAUCAUGUCGCCGUUGUGGCCAAUGCCAACAACAUACACAUACUGAAGGCACAAUCGACGGAUGGUGUACUCACACCCGUGCGUCGCAUAGAGAUCAAAAACCCCAAAGCGGCCAAUGCCUGCGUCAAAUGGAGCAAUCGCAAUGCCAAUGAAUUUCUCACGUGCGGCUUCGAUGGUGGUGUACGUGUUUGGGAUCUCAAUUCUACUAAGAAUGUUGAGAAAUUUUUGAAAUUCUUUCCCUGUCCCAUGAUAUGUGGUCUGUUGUUGCCGACCGACGAGCAAAUCGUUAUGUGCGCUGGCAAAUCCACUUCCGUGGAGCUCUUCGAUAUGCGUUUGGAGGAGUCUGAGAUGUAUUCGUCGAUAAAAUGGAAGCGCACGAACACUUUGGAUCAAGUGAAGUGGGCCAUGAAGGUGGCUCCGCGCACUGAGGUGACAAAACCAUCGACGGCAACGGAGAGGCGUCGUGCCAAGCGUGCUUUAGUCGGUGGUCCAGCCGAGAACAGCGCGACAGCAGAGUGUGCGAAUGGUGCUGCGGCUGGUAAUGGUGAGGCUGGUGCUGAGGUGGCCGAUCUGUUAGGCUCACUGAAGUUGAAUGAGAAGAGAGAAGAGAAGUCGGCGACAGCCUUGGUUAAGGAAGAAGUUAAAGCGAGUAAGGAAAUGCAAGUGGCUAAGGCCAAUGAGAUGCAUUUGGACUGGACUAACGGCUCGAUCUAUAUGAGGACCCCAUCCACGGUAAUGAACUUGACAACCAAGGAGCUGAAUAAAGAUGUUCUCGAAAAAUUGAAUAUGGUUUUGAGCAACAGAGAUACGAAACCUUUGCUUCUCGCCAAAUUAUUUGGCACAAAAGCGGACGCACAAAGAUUAUUGGACGUCGAAUUAAAUACUCAUAGGACUACGAAAAGCGCUGGCGUAGCCAACUUAUUUAUGACACAGGUAAAGUCAUCGCUCAAAGAUGAGAUACUCAUUGCUAUACAAACCAAAGAACUGUGCGAAUGGCAUGUUGCCCUCGCACCAACCAUAUCAUACAGUUUUUGGCAACACGUUUGCCAAGUCUUUGCCGAGCAACUGCUGGAACAGGGCUAUGCACUGCUGGCAGCCACCUACAUCAUAGCGCUGCAUCGGCACGAGGUAGCUAUCGAAAUGCUCAUGUCAAAGUAUUACUUCAAGGAGGCGCUAUUGAUCGGACGCAUUCACUUACAAAAGGACGAUCCGUUAUUGUUGACCAUAGUCGAUAAAUGGACUUCGCAUUUGGUACUGGCUGGCAACCUUACUGGGUCGGCGUUGCUUUCCACACUCUCUGGACAGUAUAAUCGUGCGCAUGACACGCUCUCCAGAAUUCGUAAUAGUUAUCCGGAAAUCGAACGGGUGCUGGAAAUGUUGAAUAAAAAGAUGAAUGCUAAACAAUAAGGUUGAACAGUGAACACUUUGUUAUUUACAAAAACAAUACAUACAUAUGAAAAUCAUAUUUAAAUUGUACGAGUAUAUACAUUUCUCAAUAAUAGUUAUACAUAUAUUUACAUACAUACGAGUACAUACCAUUCACAUGUGUUAAAGUAUAGUAGUGUUUAAGAAUUGCUUGAAUGGCAUUGUUAUUUGUUUACUCAAUAUUUACGUUAUUAUAACGGUUAUAACGGUUCAAAAACUCUUAUUUU